This is a messenger RNA of Tetrapisispora phaffii CBS 4417, 3741 nucleotides long. RefSeq names its product glycerophosphocholine phosphodiesterase (gene GDE1). Gene Ontology annotation, molecular function: glycerophosphocholine phosphodiesterase activity; protein binding. Gene Ontology annotation, biological process: glycerophospholipid catabolic process. Bases 1 to 3741 code for a protein of 1246 amino acids. The record is from RefSeq and is a predicted model, not a curated record. The transcript has a single exon. Lineage: Eukaryota; Fungi; Ascomycota; Saccharomycetes; Saccharomycetales; Saccharomycetaceae.
AUGAAGUUUGGAAAGUCGUUUCCUAGAUAUCAGGUUCCUUCAUGGUCUUCAAAAUAUAUAAAUUAUAAACUUUUAAAGAGGAAGAUUAAAAAGGUAGAAGAAGAACAGGAUUUGCUAUUUGCGGAAGAGAAUGGUUUAAAAAGAAAUAACGACGGUGACUCAAUAGGGAAGUCCUUACCUCGUAUUAACACUAGGCGAAAUCCUACAGACGUUAAUCAUUACUAUUUGAAUAAUAAGAAGGUAAAACAAUUAAUUUCCGAAUUUAAUGAAUCUUUGAAUAUAUCUAUUAAAAAAGUUGAAGAUUUUUAUAAUGUAAAAACUGCUGAGUAUGAAGCAAGAUUAGUUAAACUUUUAACUUCAAAACAAUUUAGAAUUAUUGAUACAUUAUUCAAAGAAUAUAAUGAACGGGGUGAAGAGUUAACUAUUGAUAAAGCGGAUCUUCCACAAUAUCUAAUCGACGAUUUAAAGGAAAUUAAAACACAACUAGUAAGGUUGAUUGGUCAUUUCCAAGAUUUAAAGUCAUUUUGUGAAAUGAAUAAAAAAGCAUGUUAUAAAAUACUUAAGAAAGCUGAUAAAAAAUUAAGAGUACUUGAUAGAGAUAAAUACUACGAUGAACAAAUUCGCUCAUUAAAUUUUGAAUCGUAUGUCACCAUCAGAGAUGGAAUAUCAAAAAUUGAACGUAUUAUGAAAUCAUUGGUGCCUUUAUUACUCGAUCUGGAAAAGAAUUCGAUAACGGAAGUGUCAACUAUCUUUAACGAAGGUUCAGAAACUGAGAGAAAUAAUACUCCCAAACCAAUUAAACUAAAUUCUAAUGUCAUUGGACAUGGUGACGUGUUAAAUGCUAUCAAAUCUGAUGAUCAAGAAGAACUAUUGAUAUUAUUGAAUGCUGAAUAUGGUACUAUUGAAAAUAUCCCCAUUAGAUAUUUUUUAAAUUUACUAAAUACAUCAGCAAUAUUUCUAGCUUUCAACUGUAUGAAGACAAUUUUGCAAAAUAUUUCAUCAUUGGAGGAUGAUUCAGAUAUAAACAAUAGAAACUUCUUUCAUUAUCACAUAAUCAGUUUAGGAGAGAACUCACAUUUGAUGAAUGAGUUCACACAAGGUAUGAGUCUCUACAGAGCUUCCUCAAACGAAGAGACGAAGAAUUAUUUGUUGACGAAAGAAGUUUCAAGAACUUUUGACACUGAAUCUUUACAAGAUUCUAGUUCAAAAAUAUCUAUUGCAUUGCUAUAUAUAUUGGAUAACCUACCAGAAAAAUUUAGAUCACUCCUAUCUAAUAGAGAUGUAUAUGGUAAGACACCAUUACAUUAUUCAGCAGAGUUUGGUAUAGCAGAGUUUAUUGACAAUAUCAUUCUGAAGCUUCAAAAAUGGAGCAUUUGGAAUGAAUCUUAUUCUAUAGAUGAUAGCAGGUACUGGUCCGACGUCGAUAACCAUACACCAAUGCAUUUGGCAGUUCUAGGGGAUCAUCCUUUAACUGUCACAAAAUUAUUGCCAUACGUUUUGAAAGAUUCUUGUGAUGAUACAAUCAUUUACCUCUGUAUUAAAGCAAAUCUUUUGGAAGUUUUACGCGCAUUGUUUUCUAUGAACUGUUACAAUAUAGAUGUUACAAAUGAUGAGAGUGGGGAAACUGCCUUAUAUUUGGCUUCAAAGUUGAAUAACUUUGAGAUUGCUAAAGUUUUAUUACAGAAUGGUGCAUCGACUGAAGUUCCUGAAAAGCUGUUUAGCUGGACACCUUUGUUUAUUGCAGCAGUAGAAAAUAACUUAGAGAUCGCAAAGUUGCUUAUAGAAUAUGGUGCACAUGUUUAUGUAUUUGAUGAAAGUGGAUGGACACCAUUAGAGCAAGCAGUUUUGCAUGGAAAUUUGGAACUUGCCGAUUACUUAAAAUUAGAUGGUUAUGAUAACAUCAUGAAACCAGAAUUUGGUGCAAAUAUUCGAGACAAGUUAAAUGAAGGGAUAUAUAAUACAUUACAAGAUAAUGCCAUUUUAAACAAUAAUACAAGUCUUAAUGAAGUAGAUAACAGUGGUUUAAUUAUAACUGAAGAAGUUGAAGAAAACAAAGAAAUUGGGCAUAUGUAUCUUCAUAAUGAUGAGUCAGUAUUACUAAUUACACUUGGUAGUAAUGAUUCACGUAUCGAUACCCCCGCAGUUAAUUUAAAUCAAGAAGCCAUAACCAAAUUUGUCCCUGAAUUUUUAAAAAAUAAAUUCACCUUAGAAAUUAGAUGUAAUAAUGCAAAAGGCAAAAAAUCAGAAAAAAUUGACUUGCCAAUAGAAUUUGGAUCAGGUGCAAUCAAAUUUAACGUUCCAUAUAGUGACGAUAAUUCCCAAAGCUUAUAUUUUGACCUUCUUUUGAAUGAUGUAACUAGUGAUGAACAACAAAUACAAGAUGAUAAAUCAGUCACUCAAGGGAAGAGGGAUUUCAACCCUGAUUCUAUUUCUAACGAUUGUAUAGUUGGAAGAGGUAUAUCUUUUCUAAAGAGAAACGCUACUUUUGUUGGCGUAAAUAAAUGUUCUCUUUAUGAAAAAGAGACUAUACCUAUUCUUGCCAAAAAUUCAUUAGAAUUACUUGGUCAUAUUAUCUUCGAAUAUAUGACGGUUAACCCUUUCCAUCAUCCAAACAUGUUAUUUAGAAAAACAGAGAGAUAUUGGAAGUCGUUGAUUUCAACAAGAGUGAUUGGACACCGUGGGCUUGGGAAAAAUGUUAAUACAAAUAAGACUUUACAAUUAGGAGAAAAUACAGUUGAAUCUUUCAUUGCGGCAUCAUCUUUGGGUGCUUCUUAUGUUGAAUUUGAUGUACAAUUGACGAAAGAUAACAUACCAGUUAUUUAUCAUGACUUUUUAGUUUCGGAGACAGGUGUUGAUAUACCAAUGCACGAGUUAACUUUAGAGCAAUUCAUGGAUCUGAAUAACGUUCAAAAACAUAUAUCUGAUAACAGUAAGGCUGGUAGGAGAAACUCCGUUGGACCUACGAAUUUUGACGUCAGUAAACCGUGGGAUAUUGAAUUAGAUUCCAAUGGUGAAAAACCCAACGAUACAAUGAAAAAUAGUAAUGUGUAUAGGAGUUUUAGUCAUAAUCAUGACUUCGUUGAUUCUGAAAAAUAUACUGAUAGAAUGAAACUUACAAAAACUUUUAAAAAAAUAAACUUCAAAGGGAAUACAAGAGGUUCUUCAAUUGCUUCAUCUUUUGUUACACUAGAAGAAUUAUUCCAGAAGUUACAUAAAAAAGUUGGUUUUAAUAUUGAGUGCAAAUAUCCUAUGGUAGAUGAAGCCGAGGAAGAAGAUACUGGUAGUAUUAUGAUUGAAAUGAACCACUGGGUUGACACAGUUUUGAAAGUUGUCUUCGAAAAUAAUAAACAUGGAAGAGAUAUCAUAUUUUCCUCGUUUCAUCCGGAUAUUUGUAUCAUGUUAUCUCUCAAACAACCAAGUAUACCAAUUUUAUUUUUAACAGAAAGUGGUGUGAUGAAGAUGGCUGAUGCCAGAGCCUCCUCUUUACAAGGUGCCAUUAAAUUUGCUAGAGAAUGGGAUUUAUUAGGAUUAGUAAGUAAUGUCAUUCCUAUUCUUAAAGCUCCACGACUGGCAAAAAUCGUGAAAAACAAUGGCUUAGUAUUUGUAACUUAUGGCGUUGAAAAUAAUGGGCCUGAAAAUGUAGUUCUUGAAUUGAAUGCGGGAGUUGAUGCGGUUAUUGUUGAUAGUGUCCUAGCCAUUAGGAAAGGAUUAACUAGAGAAUAUGAGAAGGGUAAUAAAUAA